AUGUCUGAUAGAUUGAAUAAAACUAUCCAAAGGUUUCAAGCCAAAGUAGAUUCAGGUUCAUUUUAUGAAGCACAUCAAACAUUAAGGACAAUAACGAAUAGAUACGUUAAAUCAAAACAAUAUAAAGAAGCAAGAGAUUUAUUAUAUCAAGGUUCAUCAAUUUUAAUUAAAAAUAAAGAAUAUGCAUCAGCAGCUGAUUUAAUAAAUUAUUUAAUUCAAAUAUAUGAAGAAGAAAAAAUAACAAUAACAGAUACAGAUUCAAAAUUAAAAUUAAUUGAAUUAAUAUCAAAUUUACCAAAUAAUGAUCCACUGCUUAAUGAUUUAGCUAAGACUAGUAUUAAUUGGUCAAUUAAAUCUCCUGAAUGUUCAAAAUUUGGUGAUAAUGAUUUACAUCAUUUAUUUGGUACAAAAUUAUUAAAUUCAAUAAAUGAUGAAACUGAUAAUGAAAAAAAAUUAAAUAAAUUUGCAAUUGCAGAAUUACAUUUAGUAUUAGGAACUUUUGAAUCAAUUCCAAUAUAUACAAAUUUUUUAGUUGAAGUAUCAAAAUCUAAUCCAUCCAUUGAUCCUGGAGUAUUUUUAUCAAGAGCUAUACUAAAUUAUUCAUAUUUAAAAAAUAUAAACUUUGUUAAAGAAGCACAAUCAAUAUUUUUCAAGAAUAUAUUAAUUGAAUCAGAAUCAAUUAAUGAUGAAGUAUUAUAUACUGAAAAUCAACCAUUAUUAAAUUUUUUACAAUUAUUAACUCUUGUAUUACAAAAAGAACCUCAAACAAAUAGUCAAAAAUUUUUAAAAUUAUUUAAUAAUUAUAAAGGAGAAUUGAAAAAAUAUGAAAUAUUAACAUCUGUGGAAUAUUUGGGUAAAUUAUAUUUUAAUUUAAAUAUUGGUAAUUCAGGACAAUCAAAUAAUAUGUUGGCAAAUUUCAUGUCUGGAUUACUUAAAUAA
This is a messenger RNA of Lodderomyces pseudojiufengensis, 939 nucleotides long. RefSeq lists its product as uncharacterized. The record is from RefSeq and is a predicted model, not a curated record. Lineage: Eukaryota; Fungi; Ascomycota; Pichiomycetes; Serinales; Debaryomycetaceae. Gene Ontology annotation, cellular component: cytosol; TRC complex. Gene Ontology annotation, molecular function: protein binding. The transcript has a single exon. Gene Ontology annotation, biological process: protein insertion into ER membrane. Bases 1 to 939 code for a protein of 312 amino acids.